This is a messenger RNA of Canis lupus familiaris (dog), 939 nucleotides long. RefSeq names its product methylmalonyl-CoA epimerase (gene MCEE). Bases 1 to 558 code for a protein of 185 amino acids. The transcript has 4 exons. Gene Ontology annotation, biological process: L-methylmalonyl-CoA metabolic process. The record is from RefSeq and is a predicted model, not a curated record. Gene Ontology annotation, cellular component: mitochondrion. NCBI's taxonomy places the organism in Eukaryota, Metazoa, Chordata, Mammalia, Carnivora, Canidae. Gene Ontology annotation, molecular function: methylmalonyl-CoA epimerase activity.
AUGGCAGCGCAAGAACUUUCACGGGGCCGUAGGGCGGCGGCGGCGGCGGCGGCGGAGGGCGCAGCAGGGUUUUUUUCUAGGCUUCAGACACCGGUUUCAAAAGUGAGAACUUUUUCCACAUCACAGUCCUCGCUUCAAGUGGCAGGCCCUGUGUGGAACCUGGGUCGACUCAAUCACAUAGCAGUUGCAGUGCCAGACUUGGAAAAAGCCAAGGCAUUUUAUAAGAAUAUUCUGGGGGCCCAGAUAAGUGAGGUGGUCCCUCUUCCUGAGCACGGAGUAUCUGUUGUUUUUGUCAACCUGGGAAACACCAAGAUGGAGCUGCUUCAUCCAUUGGGAAAUGACAGUCCAAUUGCAGGUUUUCUGCAGAAAAACAAGGCUGGAGGAAUGCAUCAUAUCUGCAUUGAGGUGGAUGAUAUAAAUGCAGCUGUGAUGGAUUUGAAAGAGAAGAACAUUCGUAGUCUCAGUGAAGAGACCAAAAUAGGAGCACAUGGAAAACCGGUGAUUUUUCUCCAUCCUAAAGACUGUGGUGGUAUUCUUGUGGAAUUGGAGCAAGCUUGACUUAUAUUUGCAAGAAACUUAAAAAAUUCCCACCUAAAUAGUCUGAAAUUCCCCAUCAAAUUAUACUCCAGCAUUGAAUCCUUCACUCCUUCCAUCACUUAAAAAUUCACAAUUAAAGAGCACUUUAACUGGAUCAGUUAUGGGGUGUCUGACUCUUUAUCUCAGGGUUGUGCAUUCAAACCCCAUGUUAAUUGUGGACUCUUAAAAACAAAUUCAAAAUUAAAAACUAAAUUACAAAAAGAUUUUUUUAAUUAUAUAUAUGUAUAUCAAUAUAUAUAACUGACAUUUGUUAAUUACUUUGGGGUUUUUUUCUGAUUUAGAGGAAUCCUUGAUUACUAAAUACUUAAGAAAUAUUAUUAAAAUCAUAUUUAUAGAAAUAAA